UGCAUUUUUAGCCAGUCAGAAAUCGGAUUCGCUGGGCGGUGUAGGCAUUUACCGUGCUGUGUGCUACAACCCCACCCCCUCCGCCAGUCAUUCUUUCUCUCGCCUUCCUGCACUUUUGCUGGUCCUCCAAAGCGAAUACCGUUGUAAGCGGCGAAGCGAAGAAUAGCUCCCGUUAGGGGGUGAGCCGAACGGAGUCGGAGAGGCGCUUUAGGCUGAAGAUUUCAGAACAGAUGUUGGAAGAUGCUGGCGGUGGACACAGGGAUCGUAGAAGAAUGGUUAUCGGAAUACAAGACAGUGCCAGAAGCAUCUAUACCAAGCUAUGCUAAAAAUCUGAAAGACAAGAGUUCUCUGGUUUCAUCUCUGUAUAAAGUUAUUCAGGAUCCACAAAGUGAGCUGCUAGAGCCAGUCUGUCAUCAGCUGUUUGAAUUCUAUCGCAGUGGUGAGGAACGUCUGCUGCAGUUCACACUGCAGUUUCUUCCAGAACUGAUAUGGUGCUAUCUUGCUGUUUCUGCCAGUAAGGACCUACAAAGCAGUGGCUGCAUAGAAGCACUUCUCCUAGGAGUUUAUAACUUGGAAAUAGUUGACAAACAAGGACACAGUAGGGUAUUAAGUUUUACAAUUCCAUCCUUGUCCAAACCAUCAGUAUAUCAUGAACCUUCCAGUAUUGGCUCAAUGGCUCUUACUGAGGGUGCUCUAUCUCAACAUGGCUUAUCCAGGGUUGUGUAUAGUGGACCUCAUUUGCAGAGAGAGAUGUUGACAGCACAAAACAGGUUUGAAGUACUUACAUUCCUUUUGUUGCAUUACAAUGCUGCCUUAAGUUAUAUGCCUGCAGUUUCUCUUCAAUCAUUAUGUCAGAUCUGUUCAAGGAUCUGUGUUUGUGGAUAUCCUCGCCAACAAGUGAGGAAAUACAAAGGCAUAAACAGCAGGAUUCCAAUUUCCUCCGAAUUCAUGGUGCAGAUGUUAACUGGGAUUUAUUAUGCUUUUUACAAUGGAGAAUGGGAUCUGGCUCGUAAAGCAAUGGAUGAUAUUUUAUACAGAGCACAACUGGAGUUAUAUCCAGAGCCACUGUUGGUUGCUAAUGCCAUAAAAGCUUCAUUGCCUCAGGGUGCCAUAAAAUCUAAUAAAGAAGGUACAAAAUGCAUUCAGGUUGAAAUUACACCUACUGCAUCUAGAAUAUCAAGAAAUGCAGUAACCAGCAUGUCUAUUCGGGGCCAUAGAUGGAAAAGGCAUGGUAAUGAACUAGGAAUUCCAGAGGAAGAACUGAUAGAAGUAUCUGAAGUUGAUGAGGGUUUUGACUCUAGGGCUACCUCUACCACAAAUCACUCUGCUCUAUCAAACAGCAGCAAUACCAGUAACAAGACUCCGCUUGGCAAGAGUCAGCGAAGGUCUGGAGGAAGCAAAGUGGGAGGAAAAGAAAAGGAAACUAUUGACGAACCCUACAAAGAUCAUUUGUCUCGUAAACAAAACCAGAGAGCAAUGAGUGAGAAUUUAGAGCUUCUGUCUUUAAAGAGACUGACCCUGACUAGCAGCCAAUCCCUGCCUAAACCAGGUAGCCAUAGUUUGGCUAGAACUAGCACUACCCUUUUUAGCAAAUCCUUUGAGCAGGUCAGUGGUGGCAUGGUCCCAAAUAAUCACGGUGGCACAGAAGGAAACAGGUUUUCAGUGUGUAGUCUGCAAGAAGAGAAUUUGAUUUUUGGAGCCAACAGAAUAGAACUUCCUGUUUCAAGCAAACAGCCGAAUCAGCAACGACCACCUAUCAUCAGCAUAACUCUGUCAACAGACUAAGAAGCAGGUGACUAAUUUGUCAGUAUAAAAGAGGAUUCUAUUGUUAGUACCCCAUCCCCGAUAACCCUUCUCUAAAUAUUUCUUUUGAGAUGUCUUUAAAGUUUUUCUUUGUUGGAAGUAGUGUCCAAGUUGCAAGUUCUAAGGAUUGCAAUUUUAAAACAGAAUAGGGUGGAUAAUUCUGCAAGUAUGAUGAUGUCAAAGUCUUUUGAGUUCCCUAAUUUCAAGAUUGAAAUUUGCAAUGGUACUACAGUUAGGGUUGUACUACAAAGCCACCUGUACCAGAGGAUUUUUUUUAAAUGGGUUGUACUGUUUGUGCAAGCUUCAGUUAUCUGUUUUGGUGAACAGUUGGCUGCAAUCCACAAUAUAGGUGCCAUUUUAAUACAGCUAGCUCUUCUAGUCCAGUACAUACCCACCCCUCAAAAAAGAAGAUGCUUUUCACAUUCAUCUUCUGGCUUGUGUAAGUCCUGCAACAAACAUUUUUCAAAAUAUAGUGUGUACAUCUGACCAACAGAGGAAGAAAUGAAGCUUUGUUACAUUUUUAGAUGCACUAGCCAUAGGGCUCAUAUUCAAAACACACAUGCACAAAGAUCAAGAUUUGUGCUACCACCACCACCAAGGUGGUGUGUUUGACCCAGCUGCUGUUUGCCUGUUAAAAUUCACAUUUGUAUGUGGACUUAAAUACAUAGAGUUCAAUUCUUGUAUGGCACUAUCUGUAUACCUUGAUUGUGGUCGUACACAGAUCAGUGCAUUGGGCUCUGUGCAUGUAGAUCUCUAUGUAAACUUGAAAUCCAAUGCAGAAGCAUGGGCCAUGGUGAUAUUGUCCUAAUUUUGCAUUUCAAACAUCAGCGUAGGGCAGCUAUUCCCACAAUUUCAAUUUCACAUUACAGGUGAGUUCACAAUUACAAGAAACAAACCUUCCUAUACAGAGCUUAUAAAUCAACAUAAGGAAAAACACUGGUUUCUAGUUCUUACUGAGUUGUUAGGUUUGAACAGAAUCAUGCACCUUAAAGGUUUUAGUAACUUCGAAAUUUUGAUUAAAAAAUGAGUGUUGUCUUCACUCUUUUCUUGCAUUAAUCUAAUUUUUUGAGUUGCAUCUCAUUUAAAUGUUAAGCCCUAUGUAUAUAGGUGGUGGGCCAUGAAGGAACAGAUGAACCUAUUAAAAAUUUUGGAAGGGCAAAUUUAUAUUUGUUUUUGUUUCCUUAAAAGUAUAAAACUACAAACUUGUCUGUUGCUGGUGCAAUAAUCUUUUUACAUGAUUUUGUCAUGGACUGCAAGCAAGAGCAAGAGUGGAAGGUGUUUCUGUUCAUGGGGGCAUGCCAAGCCUCUUACCUCCCACAUUUGCAAUCUCCCAAAAGCUUGAUUCAGAGUGACUUUUUGGAAGUUGUGGAAUGGAUAUGAGAGUGGAAGGGAAUGAAGGGCACACUCCAAUAUAAGCAGAAGUGCCUUCUGUUUGUACAUGGAAUCUGGAUCCAAGGCAUGGUCUCCAAGUGUGCCUAUUCUCCCACCCCCUGCUAGUUUGUGUUACAUUUGAGCUAAAUUACAUUCAAACUCUGAUCCAGUUUAUAACCUGCAUUCUUCCAAAGGAAUAUUUCCAAGAACUGCAAAGAAAUGUACAUCUGUUAUCUUGUGCUCCAUUAGCUUUUUCCUUUAAGCCACAAGCAGCUGAAAACUUAUGAAGGUAAGGGCUGGAUAUAAAGUAUCUGUAUUUAACUUAACUAUUAGUUAAGUUGAUUCUAAGUUAGCUUAGUCCCACUGAUCUCAAAUGCAACUAAUUCAGUUUGGAUCCAACCCAUGGUAUAGUCAGAAAUUGUACCUUCAGUUCAAAGAGGUUACCUUUCCUGAAUUUCCAGAGAUCAAAGUUCUCUAACCAAAAUUAAAAGUUUUUAUGUACACACACAGACAAUACGAAGUUUUAAAAUGGAUGAAUCUUAAAUUGGAACUGUUCAUUUAAUCACUGACUUACUUAUCAUAACAAUAUUAAUAUAUUUGAUAUUUUACAAGUUAAAGAAUUUACAGGUUUUUUACAUGUUUUACAUUUUACUGGCUUUUAAUAAAAUUUUAUCUAGUAUAGGUAGAAAAUAAUAACGUAUACAGGAAUAUACAGCCAUUGUAAAAGCGAUCUAAACUUCUUCCUAUAACUAUUUAAAAUGCCAUAAGAUACAAAAUGAUGGUUUAAAAAUGUUUACGGUGAUGUAGUUUUGGUAUUGUAGGUGGUAUUUUUGUUUUAUGUUGUUUUUUGCACAUUCAAGUAAUCUUGUACUAGAAUUACUCCAUAUACUGCCAGAAAGGUUAAAAUAAUGUACAUCUACAUGCUUCAGUUUGUAAUCAGGCUUGUUGCUCAAAGUAACUUUGAAAUAGCAUGUAUGACAGUUCUCGUAUGUCCUGUGUGCAUACAUGCUGACAUAAAAGGAGGCUUUCAAUAAAUGUGCAAUUAAUUGUAUUUAUGCAGAAUCCAAAACACAACUGGAGUACAUAACCACAGUAUGUCCAGGCAUACUUUAGUAUGUACAGAAUUAAAAGCAGACAGUCCUAAUGCAUUUUGAUCAAAAACAAUUCUUUAUAAACAUUGCUAAUCUUUAACGGUGGCCUACACUUUUAUAAAACCAUGAAAGGGUGAUUUGUAUAAUCCAACCUGUAUGCAAUACCGAUGUGGUGUAUUAUAUAUAAUUCUCAUAGAUCUUACUCUUUUCCAAUCUUACCUUUAUGAUACAAGCAUUUAAACUGCACAAUCUUUAAAGUAAGAUAGAGCAAUUAUCUUGAGCUUUGUCCCAAAUUGCUUAAAAUGCCUGAUAAGAUCUUGGGCCUGCAAAAUCAGCACAUAACUAUCAGGACGAUAAGGCCUGGAACCUUUACAUUUGUGUCAUAAAAGUUUAUUUAGUGAGUCUCCAGUUUAAGUGGCAGUUUCCAUUUUGGAAGAACAUUGUGGUGCUCACUGUCACAUUUGAAAGCUUUGCAAAUUUUAAUGCAAAGUUCUCAGUGUGGUUGCAUAGAAUCUGCUCUGGAUUGUAAUUCCUAAUUUUGAAAUUUUCAUCCGUUAGCUAAUUAUGUUUGAUUGUCAGUAUUGAAACAUUAUUGUGCUUUGCGCAAUUGAAAAGUUGGCUUUGAAAAGUUGGCUUUACUAAAUAAUACUUGCAUAGAUGAGCACUUAAAUGUUUUAGGGGGAUGUUGCAUCUGUGACUAGGUGAAUAUUAUAUACUAUUUCACUUACAAAAUGACAUUUCAUUUCCUUUUUAAAAACAAGGAUGUAUUUGAUUCAUUAACUCCUUGCUGAGUUAUGAAUUCUGAUCAAAGUCAAUUGAACCUUCCAGUGAAGGUGGUCAUUGAUUCAUGUCCUAUAGUGAAAUAAGAUUAUAAAUAUAGUUUGGUUGUAUUUGUUAGACUUUGCUGUGGUGGCAAAUUAGUUUUUUAAAAAAAAGAAAUUAAGAUUAAUGACAAAUAUGAAGACCACAGUUUUGGAAGAAAACAAUCUACUGAAUGAUUUCAGCAAUCCUAUUGAGAGUGCCACACUUUUUUUAUCAUACAUGGCAUUUAUUAAUGUAUCGUUUUUGUGACGGGUUUUGAUUUUUAAAUGGGAUAGACUUCUUUCUCUGAAUCAAUACUGCAAUGUUUUGCAUAGCUCCACUUUUGAAUAUUGAAGAGUAAAACAAUUGGCUGUUUGCAUAUUUUUCAUAACUUGCUGAUUUCAGGGAACACAACACCAGUCGAUACAUUUUUCCUUAAUAGUAUGAGAGUUUAAAUUAAGUGUGCAACUUUCUCUUUUGUACUGUAGUUUGUGAAUACUUUCUGUUUUGGUAACAAAAUGCUU
Molecule: messenger RNA, 5590 nt
Organism: Rhineura floridana
Lineage: Eukaryota; Metazoa; Chordata; Lepidosauria; Squamata; Rhineuridae
Gene: HYCC1
Product: hyccin PI4KA lipid kinase complex subunit 1
Exons: 11
Coding region: 241-1785 (514 amino acids)
Biological process (GO): phosphatidylinositol phosphate biosynthetic process; protein localization to plasma membrane
Cellular component (GO): plasma membrane
Source: RefSeq, a predicted model, not a curated record